UCGGUCCAAGGCUCAGCGGCCAUAGAGAAAAGAUCUGUUUCGCAAUUCAAACGCGAGCUUUGGGACCGCCCCCUCUUUCCGAUCGGAACCAAUAGGAACCCCUCUUCCCUGCUAAUAGACACGCCCGCCUGGAAGAAGGAAGCUGGGAGUGAGGUUGUGCAGAAAGAGAACGUGCAGGGCUGCUUCCUCACCGGACAGAAGGCACGUUUUGUAGAGACGUGUGACUUCGCGCGCUGCUUUCGAGAACGAUGGCUCUUAGCAAGAGAACAGAAGCGUUCAGAAAGAAGGUAUUGGAGAAGCUCUUUCCUGUUCCUGUUCCUCCUGGUGUGAUUUCUACAAGUACAGAGACAACUGUUCUGAGAAGUUCAGGUUCGGAGCAGGAGGAUCCUGAGAGUAGUACAGCUUUGCAAGGAUAUUCCACUGUAACAGGUAAGAAAAAUGUGGUUCUGCCUCCAAGAAAAAUGUACACAGUGAAUCCACCUCCCAAAGACUAUGUACCAGCCACUAAUAAUGAAACGAGAAGUGACAACGCUGAGAGUGAAGAUGGCAGUGCUGCUGAUGUUCCAGAAGAGAGUUAUCAAGGUCAACCCCAGAGAAAGCGCAUUCGAAGGAAGAAACAAAAGAAUGUUUUGCAAAACCCUGAUAAUUUACAUGGAAGCCAAGCAGAGUAUGGGAAGCAUGAAAAUCUUAUUGAAGAUAACUUUCAGCUGCGGCACACAGACGGCCCAAAUCUAAGUCGAAACAAAAAGAGGAAAAUGAAAAAGAAGCGGCAAAAGGAAAAAAUGAGAGCAGCUGGUUUGCUAACAAAACCAGCUGGUAUAGAUUUCACAUAUAAGCCCGAGAGGGAGGGAGGCUUUGAAGAUACAGAUAAAAAAGUAAAUGACAUUCUGGAUUUUUUGCAAGCAACACAAGAAAUCUAUUUCUCUGAGAAGCAAUCAAAAUGUGCAGACUCGCAUUCAGAAAGCAUUCAUGAGAUUUUACAGAGUAUUGAAUCUCACAGCAUGUCUUCAACAGACGUCACUCUACUACAUGAGAUGACGUCUCUUGUACUUCUGAAGGAUGUAGAAAAGCUAAAGGGUGCUGUAGAAGAGUUCCAUACCCGGUCAGUGUUGCCUCUUGAUCAUGCCAAGGCAAUCGCUUUUCUGUUUCUCUACUGGAUUACAGAUAUCCUGCCUGGAAAGAACAGGAAACAAGCUGAAUGUGCACAUCCAUCUGUACAGAGUUAAAAUUCAAUACAUAAGACUCUGAAUGCGGGAAUAUUCAGAAAUGGCAGUGCCGUUGAAGAAGAUUGCAUCUUAACUAAGGGGCUAUUUUUUUUUUUUACUAUUGACUAUGCCCAGAAGUUAAUGUUUAAUAUUAUGAACUCAUUUUAAGUAUUCUAGUUUGAGAGAGAAAUAUGUAAGCACCAGUUUUCCCCUUAAUGCAGGGCAUUCUUCAACUUCUUAUUGCAAGUGGAUUGAUUCAUGCAGGGAAUAAUAUUUCAUGAGAUGCUUUGUAACUACCAGAGUAACUUGGUGCCCCAGGCCAAGUGAAAAUGUACACUUCCAAAUAGUGGCACUGUUGUUUAUAUAGUAUUUUUGUUUAUAUAACAUCAGAAUCCAUAUUUUAUAUAUAAAAUAAAGAGGAAAAACAGGUUUUAUAUCUUG
Rhineura floridana is the source of this 1646-nucleotide messenger RNA. It is a transcript of the gene ERICH1, whose product is annotated as glutamate rich 1. Bases 249 to 1226 code for a protein of 325 amino acids. The transcript has 6 exons. Lineage: Eukaryota; Metazoa; Chordata; Lepidosauria; Squamata; Rhineuridae. The record is from RefSeq and is a predicted model, not a curated record.